This is a messenger RNA of Vigna angularis (adzuki bean), 1257 nucleotides long. RefSeq names its product CASP-like protein N24. Bases 98 to 1087 code for a protein of 329 amino acids. The record is from RefSeq and is a predicted model, not a curated record. The transcript is spliced from 3 exons. NCBI's taxonomy places the organism in Eukaryota, Viridiplantae, Streptophyta, Magnoliopsida, Fabales, Fabaceae.
UGAGUUAUAUAAUCAUGAACUAGCAUUCACAACGUGUAUAUUGAUCAUCCAUCAAACAAGAGACAUAUCCAGUGAAAAAAGUGAUCUAGUGCAUGUUAUGAAUCUCAAAAGCACUGUUGAUCAGACAUUGAGCAUGAGCACAACCAAAAGUGAAACUCCAUCUGAAGAAAAGAAAGGUGGCAGAAUGAAAAGGCACUCAGAGAAGACAGAAGAAGAAGAAGAAGAAGUAAAACCCUCAAAGAAGAAAGAGCAAAGCCACAAGCAGCAGCAGCAGCACCACCACCACUCAAUUUCAAAAUUUCCUUCAGCUCCAACCCUUCAAGACUCGUUCAACAACUCUCACAGCAACCACUCUUUCAGCGACGGUGACCUUCAGAUGGUGGUGGCUAACCACUCUCAGUCCAUGAGUGAUGAUGCCAUCAAGGUCGUGAAGGAGGCAGUGAAUAAGAGUAUCAAGAGUGUGGCAGUGAUGGCUGUGGAAAAAGUUGAAGAAGGGGCACAUGAUGCUGUUGCUGAUGAUGAUGGAGUGUCCAAGAAAGUGAGUACGUGGUACAUUGUUCUUCUCAGUCUGAGAAUUGCUGCUUUUGUGUUCUGCAAGUUAGCAUUCUCUGUGUUGGCUUCUGAUAGAAGGAAAAAAGUGCAUCAAGCACCAUCAAGAAGAUGGGAUGAAUCACCGCCAGACACGUGGUAUACUUUUACCUAUGCAACACCAUUAUUAGACUCUGAUGAAUUACAUUGGUAUCAGUUUCAGGAAUUCAAGUUCUGUUUAUCAGUGAAUGUGAUAGGAUUUGUGUAUUCUGCAUUACAAAUAUUUGAUCUUGGAAAGUACUUCGUCACAAAACGACACACAAUCGAUCCCAAACUACGUGGUUACCUCAACUUUGCUAUUGAUCAGGUCAUGGCCUAUCUUCUAAUGUCGGCAUCAUCUUCAGCUGCGACCACAGCACAUUAUUGGGCAAACGAAGUUUCAGAUGGAGACAAGUUCUUGGAAAUUGCGAAGGCAUCUGUUGCUUUAUCCUUCAUUGCGUUUGUGGCCUUUGCAUCUUCUUCUAUUGUUUCAGCUUUCAUCUUUUGCAGAUUCAACUAGUUUAUCUAUCUAUGCAACAUUACUCUAUAUCAUAAUUAUAUGACAUAGUCAUGAAGUGUCAGCUGCAUGUCUUUGAUGAAGUUUUAUCACUUCUGGAUAAUCAAAUGCUCAAAUUUUCAAAAGCAAAUCUCGUUAUGGUUUUCUGCUUUCUGGUUUAAGAAGAAAAUGAA